Amphimedon queenslandica is the source of this 835-nucleotide messenger RNA. RefSeq names its product ubiquitin carboxyl-terminal hydrolase 5-like. Bases 1 to 750 code for a protein of 249 amino acids. NCBI's taxonomy places the organism in Eukaryota, Metazoa, Porifera, Demospongiae, Haplosclerida, Niphatidae. The transcript has 7 exons. Gene Ontology annotation, molecular function: protein binding; cysteine-type deubiquitinase activity. The record is from RefSeq and is a predicted model, not a curated record. Gene Ontology annotation, biological process: protein deubiquitination.
AUGACAACCAUGUUUUGUUGCUAUGGCAGCCAUGAAUAUAAAGAUUUGAAUGAUGUUGAAGUUGAUGUCCCUGAGUCUCUUGAUAUAUCCAGUCUAAGAGGAGGAGGUAUUCAACCAGGAGAAGUUGAACUACCUGAAGAAACCGGACCAGCACAACCUGAAGUUGAGAUUGAUGAAGGUGUGUUGUCACAAUUAGCCGGAAUGGGGUUUGACAUUGAAGGCUGCAAGCGUGCCAUAUACCACACUAAGAACCAAGGAAUAGAACCAGCCAUGAAUUGGGUACUGGAACACAUGGGAGACCCUGAUUUUACGGAUCCAUUUGUUCCUCCUGGUAGUGUCAAGUCAGCAGGGGGUGGGGCUGAUAAAGGAGGUGGGGCCAGUGAGGACUCCAUUGCUAUUGUAAUGUCACUGGGUUUCACUAGAGAACAAGCUAUGAAAGCUUUGAAGGCUACAGAUAAUAAUGUAGAGAGAGCUGCUGAUUGGGUGUUCAGUCAUAUGGAUGAACUACAACAAAUGGAAGAAGGAGAAGGUGAAGAACCAAUGGAAGAGGAACAGUUCAGUGAUGGGUCUGGAAAGUACAGUCUAAUAGCAUUCAUCAGUCAUAUGGGUACCUCAACAAUGACUGGUCAUUAUGUGUGUCACAUUAAGAAGGAUGGGAAGUGGAUCAUAUUUAAUGACAACAAAGUAGCCGAGUCUGUGGCUCCACCUAAAGACCAUGCCUAUCUCUAUUUCUACAAGAGAGAACAUUAGAACACUGAGAGUGUAUUACUAUCAGUAUCUGUUUUGUACUGUUAUGUGGAGUUUAAAUAUUAUUUGACUAUAAAAAAGACAAUAA